AGCCGCCGUACCGGAUUAAGUCUCACUGCGCAAGCGUGUGGCGGUAGCAUCAAGUAGCUUCUCCGUCAGCUUGUUUUUAAACUAUGUCAGAAAAGGGAGAAGUCGAUUUAACGGGAGCAAAGCAAAACACCGGGGUGUGGCUCGUAAAGGUGCCUAAAUAUCUAUCACAACAAUGGGCAAAAGCCACUGGCAGGGGGGAUGUCGGCAAACUUCGCAUCUGCAAGAAAGGAAAUCAGGGAAAACCUGAAGUUUCUUUCACAUUGAAUGAAGAAUUAACUGUAAUUGAAGGCUUAGAGGGCAAGACUGUGUCUGCGCCUCGUGAGCAUCCCUUCACAAUGCAGAUGGUGGGAGGUCAAACACUGGCGGUCUUCACUGAAAAUUCAUCUGGCCAGUCAGAAGAGAGAUCUGAUGGCAGCAGCUCAGGUUCGGGGGCAGGGGCAGGUCCAGAUAAGAUAGCCUUGGAGGGGCUGGUGGUGCAGAGAGCAGAGUGCAGACCAGCUGUCAACGAAAACUACAUGAAGCUGAAAAGGUUAAAAAUCGAAGAUUCUGCCAAGCCACUUCGGCUCUCCCAACAGCUGGAUAAAGCUGUUACUAACAACUACAGACCGGUGGCCAACCAUGCAAACAAUCUUGAGUAUGAGAAAAGGAAGAAAGAAGAGGGAAAGAGAGCGAGAGCCGAAAAACAGCAGGUGUUGGACAUGUUGUUUUCUGCUUUUGAGAAGCAUCAGUUCUACAACAUCCGGGACCUGGUGGAGAUCACCAAGCAACCCGUGAAUUACCUGAAGGAAAUUUUGCGUGACAUCGGCAAUUACAACGUGAAGGGGACCCACAAGAACACGUGGGAGCUCAAACCAGAGUACAGGCAUUAUCAAGGAGAAGAGAAAACGGAUGACUACAACGAUUCAUAACUUCUUCUCCAGUGGACUGAUUUUCUCCCUUCCUCUGAGUUCAACAGAUUUUAAGGAUGAAUGUGGUUGUUGUUGUGGAUGAUUUGCUCCAAUUAAUGUCAUCGUCAUACAGAGAGAUGUUUCUCUGUCCAGUUUGGUUUUCUUCAUUGUAUCUGUGAUUGAUGGAGGCCACUGUGUUUUUAUUCAUUCAAUUGAUCUGUCAUUAUCACUGUAAUGUUUGAUCUUUUAUGUGAUGCAAAGUGGAUUUUAGAGUGUUUGGAUUUUGAAGUUCUUGGUAAAUAAAUAAAUAAAUAAUUUGUACAUUGUCCUGAUGAUAAAUCUGCUCUGGUCU
Synchiropus splendidus (mandarinfish) is the source of this 1239-nucleotide messenger RNA. RefSeq names its product general transcription factor IIF, polypeptide 2a (gene gtf2f2a). The transcript is spliced from 9 exons. The record is from RefSeq and is a predicted model, not a curated record. NCBI's taxonomy places the organism in Eukaryota, Metazoa, Chordata, Actinopteri, Syngnathiformes, Callionymidae. Bases 84 to 908 code for a protein of 274 amino acids. Gene Ontology annotation, cellular component: transcription factor TFIIF complex. Gene Ontology annotation, biological process: transcription initiation at RNA polymerase II promoter; transcription by RNA polymerase II.